ACACCAGAGCUUUGUGUCCGUAGCUGCUUCCCUGCAUGCAGAGGCAGCCAGCCGGCUGCAUACAGAGUUCCCUCGGGCGCUCUCAGCUCCGCCUGUCCCCUGCCUCACCUCUAGGACAGGUUCCAGAGCAGCCAAGGGGGCACUGGCUGCUUGAGCCCCUCCUGCAGUAGAUGAGCAGAGAGCUGCCCUGCGUGCAGCUUCACGGGCAAUGGAGCUGUUGCUGCUGGGUGGAGCAAUGGGAGCUUGGCUCUCUGGGACAGGGACUGUCUUGUCCAUGCAGUGCCUAGUCCAAUAGGCCCUGAUCCUUUAGGGGGGUCCCUACUAGCAGUGGGGGACCAAUGGCAGCGAUGCACUUGCUGUCUGCACUCGCAAACUCCAUGGCCCAAAGUAUCUCUGCUGGCUUUAACCAUGAAAUGGCUCCCUAGUCCAUGACUGCAGGUCCCCCCUUUUCUCUGUUUUCAGGGGCUCGUGGCCUCAGUUGAGUGUUUACUGCUCCAGAACUUCCCUGAACAAACGCAGUCCGUUCAGCACUGGGACUGCUACCACAGCAAGCCCUGGACUAGCCCCCCAGCUGGUGUCGGUCACCGCAGCUCAACUUUGGUGGUGAGGGACCUGGCUGCAUUUCAAGAGGUGAAUCCGGCUAAGUCUUAUACCAUGUCUUCUGAGAUGAAUCCUGCCUGGGACCCUUCAGGGUGGCUCUGACUAGCCAUGAGAAGAAGUGCUGUGGGGUGACGAGGCGGAGGCUGCAGACUGUCAUUUCAUUACCUGUGCUUAACGCUGCCAAUGGGCAUUGUGGAGGACACUGAUGCCCCAGAAGGGGCAUGAAUCCAGAGGAAUCAGGCUGGAGGGACAGGUGCCCCACAGAGCAAGACAAAGGACAAUACCACAAGGGGACACUGCAGUGAGGACCCCGAUACCCCAGUAGAUGGACAUCAUGUUGCCUGAGAGAGACCCUGAAAGGACAGGGGAGAAGGUCAGAGGCCAGGAUCCCGGGGAGCAUCCUUCAGUCACGCUCUUCCGAGAGUACCUGAGGCUCAAGACAGUCCAGCCCGAGCCCAACUAUGAUGUGGCCGUGCGGUUCCUGGAGCGAAUUGCAGCUGAGCUUGGCCUGGAGUGUCAGAAAGUGGAGGUGUUCCCGGGCCGGGUUGUCACCAUCAUCACCUGGCAGGGCACAGACCCGCAGCUCCGCUCCAUCGUGCUGAACUCGCACACGGAUGUCGUGCCGGUGUUUGAGGAGCACUGGACCCACGACCCUUUUGAAGCCUUUAAGGACUCUCAGGGUAACAUCUACGCCCGCGGGGCCCAGGAUAUGAAGUGUGUCUCCAUCCAGUACAUCGAGGCCAUCCGGAGGCUGAAGGCCGAGGGGAAGCGCUUCCCCCGAACGGUUCACAUGACAUUUGUGCCCGACGAAGAGAUCGGGGGCUGCAAGGGCAUGGAGCUGUUUGUGAAGCGCCCCGAGUUCCAGGCUCUCAACGUUGGCUUCACCCUGGAUGAAGGCCUGGCCAACCCGACGGAUGCCUUCACUGUGUUCUACGGCGAGAAGUGCGUCUGGUGGAUUAAAGUCAAAUGCGAGGGGAACCCAGGCCAUGGAUCCCAGUUCAUUGAGAACACGGCUGCUGAGAAGUUGAACAGAGUGAUCACCUCCCUCCUGCAGUUCAGAGAGAGUGAGAAGCAGAGAUUGAAGUGUGACGAGCACCUCACCCUGGGCGACGUCACCUCCCUCAACAUGACUAUGCUGAGCGGGGGCGUCUCCUUCAAUGUGGUACCCUCGGAGCUGUCUGCCGCCUUCGACAUCCGCAUCCCGCCCACUGUCAACUUGCAGGCAUUUGAGGAGCAGCUCACAGUCUGGUGCCGGGCAGCUGGAGAGGGUGUCACCUACAAGUUCUACCAGAAAUACAUGGAUCAGACAAUGACCUGCACCGAGGAGUCUGACCCAUGGUGGAAGGCAUUCAGUGGGGCCUGCAGAGACAUGCACAUGACGUUGAAGCGUGAGAUCUUCCCAGCCGCCACGGACAGCCGCUUUAUCCGAGCAGCUGGUCACCCGGCCCUCGGCUUCUCCCCCAUGAACCACACCCCGGUACUGCUGCACGACCACAACGAGUACCUCAACGAGCGGGUUUUCCUGCGGGGCAUCGAGAUCUACGCCUGCCUCCUCACCUCCUUGGCCAGCGUCCCCCCCCUGCCAGCGGAGGGCUGAGGGGCACAGCGGGGGGUGGGCGAUACCAGAGCGAGAGACGGGGAGUGAAAAUUCAUGGGGGCAAGGGGCAAUGGACAUACAGGGGCUGGGGUAAGAAGCAGCUGCUUGGGGAUGGGCAGGACUCCAGGGUUCCUUGGUGACAGCGCCAUGUGCAGAACCACCCAGCUGUGCCAGCCUAGAGGGGCAGGCAUCUGUUGUGUCCGGGGGAAGAGGCUCCAGGUCCCCUGAGCCCAUCCAUGGGGCCCUAUGGAAUUACACCCGGUGUCCAUCUUCCAGCCCAUGGCUCUGCAAGCUAAGGGGGAGGCUGCACCUGGGGGCAAGACAUGCCGGGCUUUCUCCCAUUGCUUGCACUGGGGGUGGGGAAUACAUCUCGAGUGCCCCAUGCCCCCGCCAGGCAUUUACCCCCUCACCACAUUGCAGCAGUAAUGCAAGCCCUCCCUUCCCAACAGGGCUAGGCCUGGGUCCUGGGGUCUAUGCGGGGUGGGGGGAGGGUUGCUCUGUCCAUCCCAACCCCUCCAAGGCCCCAGAGCCCCUCUCACUGCUGCUCCCAGCCCCAGAUCUCUGCAGAGCCGCCUCCAGGUAUGGGCCAGGGCCAUGGGGCACCCCUUGGGCAGCCUGCCUCUCCCUUGGGCCCCCUUGGCUCUCCCUGGCUGCCUAGUGGCUCUCCCUGCUUCUGGGGCUAAGCAUCACCACUUGCCCCAGGCAGGGCGGGGAUCUGGAAGCAGAUGUAGCUGUGGGUGGGUGCAGGCAUUGAAAGCAGGGUGACCUAGUGGAUAAGGCACUGGACUGGGGCUCAGGAGACCCGGGUUCCACUUCUGGCUCUAGCCCAGACUCCCUGUGUGACCUUGGGUGAGUCAGCUGAACUCUGUGUGCCUCCAUUCCCCGGGUGAUCAUACCCCCCGAGCUCCUGGCACGCUGCUCUCAGAGCCCUGGCUGGGCGAUGCUUUGUACCUGCUGCCUACUCUCAUUAAACCACUGGGUGCGGAGGGGUGGCAGGAAAGCAGCUGGGAUAGCACCUCCUCCCGAGUGCCCCAGACUGUCACUGCCCAGCAAAGAGGGGUUGGGGCUAAAGCCAAUUGCUGCGAAAGCUCCAGGCAGGAAUCGGCUCUGAGCUGGCGGUGGCAGGUCUGUCUCAGCAGGGGGCGGUGUUUCCCAGCCAUACCGGGGCUAGCAGCAGGGCCAUGGUGGGAGGGGGUGCCCAAGUCCCCUGUCUGUGUGACCAUGCUAUGAAUUUUCAUUCCCUGGGGCAGGAAAGCAGCUGGGAUGGCACUUCCUCCCGAGUGCCCCAGACUGUCACUGCCCAGCAAGGAGGGUUUAAUUGCUGUCUUAAUGAAUCACUGCAUUGGUGAAUGCAAAUCAGAGCACAGUGCCUGGCUGGGCGCCUGUGCGUGGCACCCUGGAGUCCCAAGCCGGAGGACUGGCCUCAUCUCGGGGGGUGGAGAAGUGUCUUCUAGCACAUCAGAAAGCCUCAGUGGGGACUCACGUUCCAGAUCCCCAUUCCCCAGCUCCAGCUUUCUGGCUGCGGCUCUAUUCAGUGCCGCCCAGAGGAUUCAGGGGGCCUGGGGCAAAGCCGGGGAGCUGCGGCGCUUGUACUCACCCGGUGGCGGUCCGGGUCUUCAGCGGCAUUUUGGUGGC
Messenger RNA from Mauremys reevesii (Reeves's turtle), 3832 nucleotides. RefSeq names its product aminoacylase 1 (gene ACY1). The record is from RefSeq and is a predicted model, not a curated record. The transcript has 17 exons. NCBI's taxonomy places the organism in Eukaryota, Metazoa, Chordata, Testudines, Geoemydidae. Bases 926 to 2197 code for a protein of 423 amino acids. Gene Ontology annotation, cellular component: cytoplasm. Gene Ontology annotation, biological process: amino acid metabolic process. Gene Ontology annotation, molecular function: aminoacylase activity.